CACUUUCAUACAUUCUCUUUAGUAAACAGGCCGCUCACUCCAGUCAGACACAAUGCGAGCUGUCCCCAAGCUGUACUUUAGCUUUCUGUUCUGGCAGGCUGUCGUCCUGCUGUUACUGGGAAGUAAAACAGCAGGAGCUUCUGAAUUUGAUCCGUACAGUGUUCUGGGUGUGACUCGCCAUGCUAGUCAGGCUGAAAUCAAGAAGGCGUACAAACAGCUUGCCAAAGAAUGGCAUCCAGACAAGAAUAAAGAUCCUGAAGCACAGACUAUGUUCAUCAAGAUCAGUCAAUCAUAUGAGAUCUUGUCGAAUGAGGAACGCAGGAAAUCCUACGACCGGUUUGGCCAGACUGAUGACUUAGACAGUCAGGCCUUCCAGUCCUCUGAUUUUUCCUCCCACUUCACACACUGGAGUCGAGAUUCCACUUCUGCCGAACACUUGCUGAACUAUUUCAAGUACAGGAAUGAGGUGUUACCGAAUAGCUUUAGGAAGCCCUAUCUAAUCAAAGUUACCUCAGAGUGGUGUUUUACCUGUAUCCAUAUUGAGCCCAUCUGGAAUGAAACCGUCCAGGAACUGGAGCCACACGGAGUUGGGUUUGGUGUGGUGGACUUCGGUGUUGAGAAAUUACUAGCUAAAUAUAUCGGUGCCCGUCAUGCUCCCACCAUUCUGGGGGUCAUUAAUGGAGAAGUGGCUUACUUUCACCAGUCUGCGAGCAAAGAGAACCUAAGGCAGUUUGUUGAAAGCAUGCUGCCCUACAAUCUAGUGGAGUCGGUUACAGACGAGAGCUACUUGGGUUUUUUGGACGCUUGGCGGGAAGAGAACAAGCCUAGCGUGCUACUGCUCGACGAAUCGUCUUCUGCAAGUUUUGUUUUUAAGCUCUCAGCAUUCGCUCAUCGAGACUUUGUGAGGUUUGGGGAUGUAGGUUUGAGUGAGAGCAAACGUCUUGUCCAGCAGUAUAGCAUCAACACGUUGAUUCCCAGCAUGCUCCUGUUUAAAGAGAGCACCGAAAAACCUGCAGACUUCAUAAAGGCCAAAGUAAUUAAAAAGCAGAUCAUCUAUGAUUUUGUGGAUAAAAACCGGUUUCUGCUGGUUCCUCGGCUGGUGAAUCAAAAGCUUUUUGAUGAGCUGUGUCCACUCGAACAGCGGCGUCAGCCUCGCAAAUACUGUGUGUUACUGAUCACUGGGGAGGAUGAAUCUUUUGGUUCUGUAAAAGCUGCUUUCUUAGACUUUGCCUCAUCCAACACUGAAGAGAUAAUAAAAUUCACCUACGUCAGUCAAGAGCGGCAACAGUCUUUCUGCGAUACUCUUCUCAAAAGGGAAUACUUAAUCCCCCCUCAGGUGAUUAUUUUGGGGAGGCAGAGCACCAGGGCAAAGGCGGUAUACCGGACAGUGACGGGAGGCUGGAAUGGGACUGACGAGGAUAAGCUUAAACUCCACAAGCACUUGGAGCUCCUGCAGGGAGACCCGACUUCGCUCAAUUAUGACGCCACGCUGCCUGAACUGAACGAUGAGCUCGCCCCUUACUUUAUAGUUCAGUGGGGGAUGGCUGCAUUUGAUUACAUCUCUCAAGUGUGUUUUAACUCUCCAUACUUAAACUGGCUAGGGAUGAUGCCCAUCCUCUCUCUCCAGUGCCUAAUCACCCCAGCUCUCCUCAUCCUAUUAUGCACAGUCAUCAAACAUGUUUUUACAAGUAGACGCCAAUCCACUCCGAUAGACGCUAGUCAUUCAGGAAUACAAUUUAAUGACCAACAUUCUUAGUAGACGAAGCACCAGGUUUGUGCUUUUUGCUGCUAGUUAUUUCUGUGUGAAAAGUAGGAAUCAACCUAUUUAUUUCUGUCAGGGAUUAAUGAGGGUGCUCACUGUUGUCGACAUUCUGACCACAAUAUCUUAGUUAUUUUAUGUAUAUUUAAUUAUUUAAAGCAAAUGCUAUGUUUGCUUUAUGUCUAACACAUACAUUCAUUUAAAUAAAGUUUUCAU
Trichomycterus rosablanca is the source of this 1975-nucleotide messenger RNA. RefSeq names its product DnaJ (Hsp40) homolog, subfamily C, member 16 like (gene dnajc16l). The record is from RefSeq and is a predicted model, not a curated record. Lineage: Eukaryota; Metazoa; Chordata; Actinopteri; Siluriformes; Trichomycteridae. Bases 53 to 1756 code for a protein of 567 amino acids. The transcript is spliced from 12 exons.